UUUCACUAAGUCAGUGUCGUAUUGAACAAAUUAAAAAUGAAUAAAAUAAAUUAAUUUAAUAAAGUUGAAAUAAACAAAAAUUAAACAUUUAUGAUUAAACGCAUUCACGGCGCCAUAAUUAAACUUACAACAACAUAACAAGUUCUAGUAAAACUGUUAAAAAAUGCGUUUGUAUGUGAAACGUAAAAGUGGAAAUGGUGAACUCAACCUGAGUUAUGAGUAUGUUUAGAGUACAAAAUCCAUUUCGUAAUUAUUUGUAUGUAUGUGUGAAUGAGUGUAUGCGUGUCUUUUUUAGUUCCUGUGUUUACUUUAAGGAUUGUAUGUACAUAUAGGAAAAUAUCUUUUGGAUCCACGAUAUAUGACGAAACGUGAUUUACAAUUUUACUAUCGCUACUACAAUAUGACAAAGAAACGAAAACACUUCAAGAAAAUAAUCAUAGUGGUUCUAUGCAUCUGUUUCUUCUCUUAUAUUUUUAUAGAUUUUAAUUUGAAAACGAAAUUAAUACAUUUAAGGGACCGCUUUGAAUUUAUCGCCCGCAUCGAUGCCGACUACAAUAUAAGCCAGGCAUAUUUUAUUGAUUUGCCUGGAUGCCGCAUGCCUUACUUUCCUGUCACCGAUGACAAUAUAAUUCAAUUCAUGUAUAAGCCAAGAAAUUUUUCGUGCAAAAAAGCUUUAAUGCGCACCAGUGAUGUUGGUGGUGCAGUUCUCAUGUUGAACAUGAAUGAAAAGGAAAUCUAUGACACCUACGAAAUACGAGACUUGUCGGAUUUGUAUUGUAAUUAUACCGAAAUACGAAGAAUAAAUGAUCAACACAAUCAAUAUUUAGAACCGGUUCCGUUUCAACUAGGUUACAAUGCACAUGUUAGUAUAAAGCCGGGCAUUGAAUUCCUAAUGGUCGAGUGCUGGCCGAAAAAUAACGAAGAAAACAUUAUCUAUAAGGAUUUUCAUUUCUUUGUCACUGAAAAUGUUUCCUUAAAUGCCAUAUUAAGCAGUACUAAUAGAGACGAAUUGUUAUUGGACGAGGAUGACUUCACCAAGAGCUCAUCUGGGUCAAAUUCCUCACGCAUUAAAAUUAAUAAUCAUACUACAACCCAAAGUAGUGAUAAUCGUCUGUCGGUUAUGAUCUUGGGAAUGGACAGUGUAUCACAUUUGAAUUUCUUGCGACAAAUGCGUUCUAGUGCAUCAUAUAUACACAACAAACUGAACUACAUUGAAUUCUGGGGCUACAACAAAGUGGGCGAUAAUACUUACCCCAAUCUUAUGCCAGUUUUAACAGGUUUUGACGAGGAUGAGGUGGCCAUUUCAUGCCUAGGUCCACCUCCUAAAUUUUCUAGUAGUCUUUAUGAUAACUGCUCACUAAUAUGGAAACGCUACAAAGAAGCUGGUUUCAAAACAGUCUACGCCGAAGAUGUUGGUGCUUUGAGUCUUUUCAACUGGCGACAUUCUGGAUUCAAAAAGGCCCCCACAGAUUACUACCUUCGGCCUGUACUUCUCGAGAUGGAACGACACAUCAGCUACGAGAAGCGUUUAAAUGUCGCUCUCUGUAUGGGUGGACGCCGGACAGCCGAUGUUUUGCUCGAGUAUAUUCGUAAACUAAUACCGGUGAUGAAGCAUGAAAACUUUUUUGCUUUCUUUUGGACGGUUGCAAUGACUCAUGACCUUUUCAAUAUGCCAAUGUUAUUCGAUGAAGACAUAAAACAUCUCUUGGAAAACUUUGACACACAUGGAAUACUCAAUCGCACAAUUAUAUUUCUUAUGAGUGAUCAUGGCAUAAGGUGGGGAUCGUUUCGCAAGACCUACCAGGGCAUGAUGGAAGAGCGACUUCCACUUCUUAUAGCACUCUAUCCGCCGUGGUUUAAACAGAAGUACCCAGAAGCAGUCAGCAAUUUGGAAGCUAAUGCAAAACGUUUAUCAACGCCUUACGAUCUUCAUGCUACAAUGUUGGAUCUGCUUGACUUGCGCAAGUUAAGUGCCAAACAAUUAAUCAAACGCAGCGCUGAACUGAACGAUCCUGAUACAAGUAUGCCACGAAGUAUUAGCCUCUUUUUGCCGAUUCCAAAAAGCCGCACUUGCGAAAAUGCCUACAUUGCCUCGCAUUGGUGCAGUUGUCAUCAGCACCAAGAAUUACCCACCAAUGAUGGUCGAGUACAAAAAGCUGCCCGUUACAUUGUCAAAUUAAUAAACGAUCGUCUCAAAGAUCAUCCUCAGUGUCGUGUUUUAUACUUGAACUCAAUAACAUAUGCUACCGUAGCUGCGCCCCAUCACAAAAUCGUUAAAGAAUUGGGGAUCAGUGAUUAUUCAAUUGAUAUAACAUUACGUCUGCAAACAAAGCCCGGUCUUGGUCUCUUUGAAUCAACCGUCAGAAUGUCUAGCUAUAGCACUGCAUUGACAGGCACUAUAAGUCGCAUUAAUCUCUACAGCAGUCAAAGUUAUUGCAUCGAUGACUAUGCCCUGAAAAUGUUCUGCUAUUGUCACAGAUAAAUGUUAGAACUUUUCAGGCGAUUUGCUACUUACUACUUGACCCAAAUUGGGUUAUAUUGACACAAUACCAAAAUUAAUUAUAUUUCAUUUUUCAAUUUACAAAAUUCUCAUAAAACAAGACUUAUUAAAAAAAAACUUUAAAUUGUACUAAAUAAAGCUUUAAACUAAGUUAAUUAAAACAAUAAUUAAAUAUAACUAUGGUCAGUACUAUACGACUGUAGAAUUAGUAUUCCACAAAUAUUAUAUAUCAAUUAUACUAUAUACUACAACUAUAUUUA
Molecule: messenger RNA, 2760 nt
Organism: Lucilia sericata (common green bottle fly)
Lineage: Eukaryota; Metazoa; Arthropoda; Insecta; Diptera; Calliphoridae
Exons: 2
Coding region: 359-2482 (707 amino acids)
Source: RefSeq, a predicted model, not a curated record